Molecule: messenger RNA, 577 nt
Organism: Schizophyllum commune H4-8
Lineage: Eukaryota; Fungi; Basidiomycota; Agaricomycetes; Agaricales; Schizophyllaceae
Exons: 1
Coding region: 108-458 (116 amino acids)
Source: RefSeq, a predicted model, not a curated record
GUUGCCUAAAACGGUCGAGCAGUGCUCAAUUCGCGGACCUUGUGUGGCCUGGUAGGUGCCCAGCGUGCUGCCUGUUGCGUGUACAGCUUUGGAUAGGUACAGGGAAGAUGUCGGAGCAAAUCAUCGACUUUUCAGACGUCGCGGAGGCCGGUGGCUCUGCGGACCGCCCGGACGAGCCUUCUACUGGCAAAUCGACGCCUGGGCCCCAGGGUGGCGGCGAUUCAGUGAACACGUCGGAUGACCGAGGCGAGCCAGAAGACGGCGGCGCCGCAUCUCUAUGGCGAGAGUGCGGACAGAGUUUUCCGCACGCGGCAGCGCUGCUCGAGCACAUAGACCAGGGUGCGUCCAUCUUCCUUCCUCAUCCAGAACCCCGUUUGUACGGCACGCCGGGUUCCCAAACAGGGUUUCCGCAUCCGUGCCGACUCGCUUACCGCCGGCAUGAAUACAUGAAUGCAUGAUAUCCCCCUUCGUCCGCGCUGCAUAUGUAAACUGUUGCUGAACGCACCCCGCCCAGAUCACACCGCCCCGGCGGGAAGCAAAUACACGUGUGAAUGGGCCUCAUGCGGGGGGCGUGGCC